Molecule: messenger RNA, 7362 nt
Organism: Poecilia latipinna (sailfin molly)
Lineage: Eukaryota; Metazoa; Chordata; Actinopteri; Cyprinodontiformes; Poeciliidae
Exons: 41
Source: RefSeq, a predicted model, not a curated record
ACACACAGAGAUCUACGAGGGACACUGCAGGUUAACCGGGAGAACAAACUCAGCCUCUGUGGGCAGAUUCAGCAGAGCCCCUCCAAUUCAAAUCAACAGACAAUAACAAUUAAAGCAAACUUCACCCAUGAGCUACAGCUGCAGCUGCCCUCCUCUGCUCUGAUGGAGGGACACUUACACUGGAUCCCUAAACACAGCACUGACUUUGACUACCAGGCCAGAGGAAAGCUGAGACUAGAGAGACAGGAGUGCACACUCUCAGUGCAGCUAAACGGAACAGCUGGAAGAGUCGGCCUCUGUUCCUCUCUCGCUCAUCCCUUCAAGUCGAAAAUUCCCAAAGCGCUAGAGGUGAAAGCUGCUGUAGACGCCUCAGAGUUUGGCAAAGGGAGCAGUUCAUUGUGUGUGAGAGCGAAUGGGAAGAACAGGGUGACUGUGACCGGUCAGAUGUUUCACCGGCUCCGGAAUCCAGAAAGAGCGGUGAGACUGGACCUGGAUCUCUCCCAGAACCUCCUUCCGUCGGUCAGCGCCCUGCAGCUGAACAUGGCAGCCAACGUGUCAGCAGACAGCGUGUCUCUGCAUGGCUCCGUGACACAGGGACAGGAAGCGCUGCUGGUCCAGGUCAAAGGGUCACGGAUAAACUCCCAGGUUCUCCGGCUGGCUUUGUUGGGGAAUGUUCACCAUUCCAUGUCCAUAUUGGAGGCUCUGCCCUCAGUCCUGGGUCUGGAUGGAGUGUUAGAGCGCUCUGAUACUUUAACAGAAGGCCACCUGAUGGUUAAUGUGAUGGAAGCUGUACACAGCAUAGAGCUGAGACAUCAGCUGGAUGCUGCAGAAGGUCUGGUCAAAGGAGAAGGAAUGAUGGGAGGUGAUUACGAGCGGACACAGGCCCAGCUCUGUGUUCGGUCCGGACUCCAGAACAUGUGUGCUAACGUCAGCCGCCACCUGGAGAACCGGGGAAACGGACAGCUCUCUCUUCAGCUUUCUCACUCUUUCCAUCGACUCAACACCACAGGCGUUCCUGGUGACAGCAGUGCUAAGGUGAAGUGGACCCAGGACGAGGUUGGACUGUCUGUCCUAUUAGAGCUGCAGGCUGGAGCUGAGCAUGUCAGAGCUGAGUUCCUCAGAGAUAGGACAGACCAGCAGUGGAGCUACUUCUCCAGGUUCCAGCAUCAAGUCGAAGCCCUGCAAACAAGAGGCCUGCCAGACUCAUUCCAAGCCAGAGCACAGCACCAGUUAGAAACGGGAGGAUUUGACAUAAGUCUGGCUCUUAGCGUGGAAGAUGAGAGAACGGCAGAGAUGUUUUUUAGUGUGGGGUCAAAAAAUAAGACGUCUGCUUUGGUCUUGAUGCUGUGGCAACACAUGAAGCUAUUCCAGGGUCACAUCCCCAAUUCUUUACAGAUGAACUGCACAGGAGUCUCCACUGAAGACCGACUCUCAGCCCACUGCUUUGGAAAUGUGGCAAACCGGCCCGUGGAGACUCUCAUUGGUCCACAGGCCUCAGCCAACAUCUCCGUCUCCCAUUCAGGAUGUGACACAAAGCUCAGAGCCGUUCUCCAGGCUGGAGGGGAGCAGAAAGGUUCCGUCAGUCUGUCUGUAACCUGCAGUCCUCAUCGCAGUCUGCGUGCGUCUGUUCUGCACUUCAUCAGUGCGGUGAAAACGCUCAGAUUUCCCACCAGCGGAGCGCUACCUCUGAAUGUGUCAGGUGGACUUCUGCCUCAGGUGGAUGCCAGCCUGGAGGUGGGACAGUGCUACCUCAGGGGGAGCGUGGGUGACUCCACCGCUCCGCAGGCAGCAGCAGACGGCGUCCAGUCGCUCACUGUGAACGUGAGCAGCCACUGUCCUCUGCUUCAGGGGUGGGUCCUCCCUCAGACUCUGGCCCUUUGGGGCCUCCUGUCGGUGGCUCCCUGCCAGCUGACCGUGUCGUCCUCUCUAAGGCUGGACGAUGAGGAUGCGUCUUUAGAGCUGAGUCGGUCUUGUGUGACUCCAUAUCUCUUUGGGAGCAUCAAUCAGUCGUUCUCUGGGCUAAAGAGCCGAGGUCUGCCUCAGACGGUCAGCGUGGAGGCUUUGGCUCCGGAGGGUUCGGACCAGGCUGGGGCCGUGGCUAUUGAUGUUGGAACAUGUAGGAUUAGAGCCAGGAGAAUCGCUCAGGACAGAGGAACGGGACGCCGGCUUUGGGCCUGGGAGACAGACUGCCCCGGGUUACAGGUUCAUGUGAACGGCUCAGUGAGGGAACAGCCUGGAGGUGUGUGGACGGCUGUGAUGGAGACUGAUCUGAAAGGCAGGGGAGCGUUCCUCAGGCUGGAGGCUGAACCCGGGCCAGAGCUGAGAGUGGAGGGCGUGUUGAACCAUGACAGUCCCCCCCUCACCGUCCUGUCUAACAGCAGUACACUGAGAUUCAGCAUCUCUGGAUUACAUGCUGCAGAAGUUCUUGUUCAGACGGAGGAAUGCCGCCUCAGAACUCGAGGAGAUGUAAUGUCACACCCUGGCCUGCAGGUGUCACUGCUAUACCACAAUAACUGCUCUAUAAUUCAAGAGUGGUUCAGUCCAAACAUCAUGCAGGCUUCAGGCUCUCUGCUGAUCUCACCAGCUUCUGUUUCUUCCCACAUCUUCAUGGUGGUAGAUGGCAAAGAGUUACACACCGAGCUGUCUGCAGAACAAGCAGAGGUUCACAGGGAAGUAUUUCUACAUCUGAACCAUUCCGUGCCCCUGCUGAAGAAACUGGGCCUGCCUGUGAAUUUAUCCCUGGCAGUAAACUUUGAGAGUCACAACAAUGGUUCACGCUCUUUUACGGCCAACGGCAGAGCAGAAAAUCAGCGGUUUUCUCAAGAGCUUAAAAUGGAAAAGACAUCUGAGAUCAUGAGGGUGAAGAGUGAGCUAAAACAUGCGGUGAAUUAUUUGGACAAGCUGGGAGUCCCUGGAAGCAACAGCGUACAGGUAGAACUUGGUUCUGCUGAAGGUCGGAUCCUAAGCCUGGAGUCUCAGUGUGGAGCUCAGCAGUCAGGACUCAGACUGCAGCUGAAGACGAUUCCUGAACUCAAAGAAGUGAGGGGAACCCUGUGGCACGGUUCGUCAUGGCUUCACCGCCGAGGCCUGCCCCUGAGAAUAUCGGGCCUUUGCUCCAUGAAGGGAGCGUUGUCUGAGCUCCAGUCCAGGGCUGAGCUCAGUGUGGACGGAUGCAAGCUGCUCACGUCUGGGCUGAAUGUCAGCAGAGCUGCCGGUCGCCUGGCUGGGCUCCUCUCAUUCUCUCCUGCUGCUCUCAAUCAAACACGGACACAACACAAGCUGGACGCUGUCCUAACUGUACAGUUCAAAGGUCCUUUAAGAAGCGCAUCAUUAGACUUUCACCGCCAGAACUGGAGGUUCCGGCUGGCAGGGGAGGCCGGGGGCUGGGGAACGCGUGGCGGUACCAAGGAGGCCCGGUUCACACUGAGGCACACUGAGCGAGGAGAAGCUAGCCCUGCCUUCCAGGUGGAGGGCUGGGGGAGACUGACGGAGUCCCUGCUGAGGGGCUCCAUGGCCGUCAACCCUGAGCUCAGCUCUUCAUUCGCACUCAUUGUCCAAGGACACACCUCCACUCCCAGCAAGGAGCUGAUGGUGAAGGUGGUCCACAGCGCCCCCCAGCUGCUGCCAUACCUGCCCCCCCAGCUCCACCUCCGUUCUCAGUUGAACCAGUCCCGGUCCAACGUGGCAGCGCUGGUGGAGGUGUUGUCAGGCAGGAGGAAGCUGUGGGCUCUGGGGGAGCUGGCGGCCAUGGAGGAUGGCUACAGGCAGACUGCGGAGGUCAGACACUCCUUCCCUCAGCUGCAGACUGUUCCCAGGACAGUCGCAGUUAGAACGCUGUAUGAGGCCAGAAGGUGGCGCCACCAGAUCCAGCAGGCCACCGUGUGGGGCAGCCACCAGUUCAGCCUGUCUGCUCUGCACUCGUCUGCUCCGGGUCCGGACUCGGAGCCGGGCAACCACACUCUGAAGGUCCAGGUCAGCGGCCUCCCCCGUUUGAGCAGUCUGGAGUUGGUGCAUGAGAGCUCCUUCCACAGCCGACUGGACAGCGUCUCACUGGGCUGGAAGAGGCAGGGACAGCUGGAGCAGGUGCGCAUUCUCAGGUCGUGGAGUCACUCUGAGGAGACAAACGAGACGAAGCUGGAGCUGAAACAUCCCUUCUGCUCGGCGCUGAGCCAGUUGUCUCUGCACACUCUGUCACUCCGCUCACCCAGGAAGGGCAGCAGCAGACUGGAGACCCAUUUGUCCUGGGACGGUUCCGUUCCAGUCAACAUUUCUCUCACCCUGAACAAACUCAGCUCCAGCAUGGGCCGGGCGUGCGUUCUGCUUUCAGCCAAGCGGACGGCCUUGUCUUCUGGAAAGGGCUGCGUAUCGAUGGGUUACCGCGGAAACCUGUAUUCACAGACUGCAGAUGUGACAUGGCACAACAAGAGUUUCAGACAGGGCAUGACGUACCAGAAAAGUGCUGAGGGGUUGCACGGCCUCCAGCUGUACGUGGAUCUGGACCGAGUGUCCCCUGCACCCUGUCACUCACACAUGCUUCUGGCCAAAGUCCAGACCAACCUCAGGGACCGCUUGGAGCACAGAGUGGAGCUGGGGGUUUGUCCCGAACAGCCGACUCUCUGGUGGUCCGGGUUCCACAGAGUGAACUCAGGAGAGGAGCUGAUCUACAGUCAGUCUAACGUUUCGGUGACCGGUCAGCCGCUCCGGUCCCAUUUCACGCUCGCCCUCACCAACUCCUCCACCGCCCAGGGGACCAACAUCUCUCUCUACACUGAGUCAGUGGUGGGUAACUGGAGCUUGUUGCUAGGCAGCAGCAGCAUGUCAGGGCCCCAUGGGGCCGGCCUCCAGGUUCACGCCACACUGGACCGCAGACAUCAGGUCUGGGUCAACGGGACGCUGGGGGGCCGCUGCCUCCGGACCGCCGCAGGCUACAUGAACGGUCCAGGCCUCUGUGAGGACAUCAGUGCAGCAGUGUGUGCAGGACUGAACCACAGCUUCAAGGCCGAGGUACAGAGAAGAGAACGCUGCAGAGAGAUUGAGACUCUGGGAAGCUGGUUGCUGAAGACAGCCAAUCAGAGGCUGAUGAUGUCAGCUAGUGGCUGCUGGGAGAGAUUAACUGCAAUAGAGGAGCGAUUUCACUUCCUGAGCUCUGAGAUCCAGAAGGAACUCCUGGAGAGGACGAAGGCGUUACAGCGUCUCCUAACAGAAACCACUGAACAGCCUACAGAUAUGCGGCUGCUGCAGGACUGGAGCUCCGUCCCUCUGCUCGCCUCCCAGCAUGCCGAGGGCCUGCUGGGCCAGGACUCCACAGGGCUGCUGUCCCUGUGGCUCAGCAGCUCCCUGCGCCGUGCGCUGACCAGCAGCCUGCCUGACCUGCUGGGUCGGCUCCAGCAAGCCUCGCUGCAGGGACAGCAGGAGCUGCGGAGGCCUCUGGCGACUCUGGCUGGUGUGUACCAGGACGUGAAGGGCCAGAGGCUGGAGGCAGCAUGGAGGGAGGCUGUUGGGAUGUGGACCGGCAGGCUGCUGGACGUCCUGCCUGCUGAGCUGGAGAACCCUCACCUCAGAGCCCUGGCAGCAGCAGGAGCCUCGGCCCUCACCGCUGCUCUGGACGUGGCGGGCCAGCAGAGCUCCCACUGGGCCGAGGCCAGACUGGCCACGGCUCUGUCUGGACUCAGGAAACGACUGGCUUCUCUCUACACAUUCAGCCGCAGAGACUGUGUGGUCGCUGUGUCGGUGCCGCUGCUGAAUCUCAACCUGUCGAGGGCCGCCAAGGGCGGGCUGCUGGAAACAGUACUGGAGGAGUGGCUCCUGGGGCCCCUGAGGGCCCUCACCUCCGUCAGACCUGCAGCUGAGCUUUAUCGCCUCAAGAGGAGACUCAUGGACAGCCCGUUCAGACACCAAGCGCUGCUGGUGGCUGAUCAGUUUGUGGUGACGUUUGACGGGCUUCUGUAUCAACUUCCUGUUUCCUGUCCGCUGCUCCUCGCCCAGGACGUCCGCACCGAGCCGUCCUUCACGCUGCUGCUAGGCGCCAACGCUCAGAGCUCCCUGCUGAUACACAUGGACAACAGCAGCGUCCACAUUCAGCACACCGGCCAGGUGAAAGCUGACUGUAAGAACGCCGUCCCACAUGGACCCCUCAGUAGCCGUGGGCUGACUGUGAAAAAAGGCUCAAACAAAGUACAGGUGUCCAAUCAGAAGGGACAGUCGGUGUCAUGUGACCUGCAGCUGGAGCUGUGCAGCUUCACCCUGGAUGGAUGGUUACAUGGCACAUCCACCGGUCUGCUGGGGACCAACGAUAACGACGCAGGCAACGAUUUCUCUUUGCGUGACGGAUCUCAGGCGAAGACUCUGGAGGAGUUUUUCCACAGUUGGGAGCUGGAGCCAAAGUGCAGUAAAUCCACAGAAGUUUCCACAGCAGCGGUGAGCCUGGCGAGCUGCGCUUCCUUCUUCUCUUCCGCAGAUUCGCCUCUCAGUUCCUGUUUCAGGGUGGUGGAUCCAGCCCAGUUCCUGUCUGUGUGCGGGCGGAGCUCCUCCAAAGCGCCCUGCAGGUUGGCAGCAGCAUUUGUUCACCUCUGCCAGCAGAAUUACAUUCCAGUGGAGAUCCCCGGCCAGUGUAUGAAGGUCUGAAGGACGAUCAGCAGUUAACCUCUGCUAACUUCUGUUCAGAAUGAAUAUAUUUACAUACCACUGUCUUCACUCUCUAUUCAUUUAAAUAACAUAUUUUAAUGUGUUGUUAUAUUUGCUAAUGUACUUUAAGAAAGAUUCUAGAAUAUUUUCAACAACUUGAAAUAAAAUCCUUCUGUCUUGUGAAUCAGUUUAUCGUGAUGCAGUAAAUAAGUUGCAUAAAGAAAACUUGAAGGCGGGCUAAUGUGUGGAAUAUUUUUUUUGCUUGUUUUCUUUUUUUUUACUUCUUCAAUUUGCAUUUUUGCCUGGAGCCAUUGGAAUUGUUCUGCUUUGGGUAAAUUGGUUAACAAAAAAGUGGCUUUAGCAUUUAACGUGUGGGAUAACUGGCGAGGUUCUUUUUGUCAUGUUGAAGUUUCUACUGAAAUGCAUAAAAGCACUGAGCCAACAGGUGCGAUUAGGGAAUUAAUAAUUUACUGCGAUGUCUGAAUUAUUGUGAAGUCUGAGGAAAGUCAAUCUUCUGAUUUAGAAGAGUUUCAUAAUGCUCAUCUGUGUUUCAUAAAUGCAGCUGCAAGAUUGGCUGAAUUUGAUGUUAGUUUGUCCUAAAUCAUCCCAGAAAACCAGUUGCUAAGAGUUUUGUAAAAUAAAUUCUUGUGAGAAUCUUUUUCUUUCCAUUAGUGACAUUUUGACCCUUUCACCACAUCAUACUUUUGGACAUUUCAUUAAAUAUUCAGAUUCAAAACU